Synchiropus splendidus (mandarinfish) is the source of this 1362-nucleotide messenger RNA. RefSeq names its product C-type lectin domain family 10 member A-like. Lineage: Eukaryota; Metazoa; Chordata; Actinopteri; Syngnathiformes; Callionymidae. The record is from RefSeq and is a predicted model, not a curated record. The transcript has 8 exons. Gene Ontology annotation, molecular function: signaling receptor activity. The coding region runs from base 77 to 913 and encodes 278 amino acids.
UCGACCCCUCGGUGUAGGCCAGACACUCUCUCUCAGAAACAUUCAUCUGUAUGUACGGGGAAAAAAACUAGUCAAAAUGACAACAGAAUACCACGAUGAUGCAGAAGAUGACAGCAACUCCUUCUGGACCAAAGAUCAGCGACCAGUCUCUAUCUCUGGUGCCUCUGUGUCCAGACGUUGGUUGUUUCCCGGACUCGCCGCGGCCUUCACCCUCCUUCUGCUCAUAAUAAUCGGAGCCAUCGGUGGAAGCACAACGAAUCGCCUGUGGACAGUGGAGAAUAAAGUUUCCAACCUGACUGAAGCUCUGAUCACGGCUCAGAAACUGGCUCAGGACGCAUCCAAAGAUGUUCAGAGGCUGAAGUUCUCUGUGGAGAACAACAAGGAUCAGCUGGGCUCAGUAUCAGAGGCACUGAAGCAGCUUUCAACACUGGACUCCAUCAGUCGCAGCGUCAACAAGCUCAAGUGCUCCCUUGAGCGCCUCACAAACAAUGGUACGGCAGGAAACACCUGCUGCCCAGCCGGCUGGGAAAAUUUUGAAACAAGUUGCUAUUACUUUGCAAGCAACUCUUUGUCGUGGGACAAGGCCCGGGACUGGUGCAAUGGACAUGACUCUCACCUGGUCAUACUCCAGACUGAGAAGGAAUGGAGGUUUGUAAUAUCUCGAGCCGCUGGACUCUUCCACUGGAUCGGCCUCACCGAUGAGAGGACGGGAAAAUGGGAGUGGGUUAACCUGACGCCUUACAUCAUGAACCGAAGUCGCUGGAUGCCUGGUCAGCCAGAUGCCUGGACCAAUCAUGGACUUGGUCCUGGAGAUGAAGACUGCGCUCAUAUCCAUUAUGAUGGACGUCUCAAUGACCUCCACUGUUCCCAAAAGCUGCGUUAUAUUUGUCAGAAACACGGCAUACGAAGUUAAGCCUCGAUCCAACCACCUUUUUUCCUUUACAAUGACCAAAGGACAUGGCCACACACUCAGGCAAAAUAUUGUACGAGUUAAGUCAAUUGCACCCAGAAUCUAGUUGUCAUGGGAACCUUUGCCCUUAUGUGAUUAAUACAUGGCACUUGGAUGUGUAUUGGUAAGGAAGGACAGUGAGAUAUUAUGGCCUGUUUGUGGACAUGUGACGUGUGGGUGACUGCCCUUUCCCAGGGAGAGGCUUCAUCGCUGCAUCAAUCUUUGACUAAAACCUUGUUUUACACAACUGUGGACAUGUUCAGACAAACAUAAAUCAUCCAAGCCAGUAUAUUUUCUUUAAAAAGGCUAUGACUUUAUUAAUAAAAAGACAAAAUACACUUUGUACACACAACAUAUACAGUUACCAUCUAUAAUGGCAGUUAUAUGUGCUGGAAUAAAAUAUUCAAAAACAA